AUGAUCUCAGCAUGCUGUUUUCAAAGCGCCCACUUACUGCUUCGGCCCCAGCGGUCAGGGUUCAAGUCCCUAUCCCUCGCCGGCCUUUCUCUGAAAGGUCCGUGGCUAACUUGGUCCACACCCCCUCCUACACGAGCAGGUCCCGUUGAACGAAGAACGGAAUCAGGCCGCUCGCCCUCGAUACUGCUCGGUGCCAAUGAACGAAGAUUGGACCAACGCCAGCAGUCCCCUAUCCGCCCCCUACGAAUCGUCAGAAUCGACCCUACUUUCGGAAAGGGAAAGCAAAAGAAGCUGUUCGGUGCCGGUGAAACAAGACCGGACACACGCCAACAGAAAACUAGCCUCCCCAGUCACUUCGUCAAGCUCGAUUCUCCGUUCAAAAAGGGAAAGGAUACCAAGUUGCCUGGUGCCGAUGAACAAAGAUCGGAAGAACGCCAGCAGCAACCCACUGUCCACAAGCGAACCGUAAGACUACCUUACCUCCAUGUCGGCGGAAAGAAAGAUACGAAGUUGUUCGGUGCCGAUGAAAGAAGAUCGGAGCCACGCCAGCAACAACAAUCACAACCCCCGAGAACCCCGACAACCAAAGGUCCUGUCGAACGAAGACUGGAGACAGUGUCAUCGCCCUCGAAGCUUUCUGGUGCCAGUGAAACAAGACGGGAGCAACGCCAACCGAAAGCUGAAGAGGACCCCUUCGUCGACAAGAGAACGCAAUCAAGCCGCAAGAAUCACGCGGGUGCCAGUGCACAACGACUGGAGGAUGGCCCGCCUCCCUCCAGCUCCAGAUGCGGUGGCGCCUGUGUGAAGGUAAAGGCUAUGAUCGGUGCCUUCCAUUGUCCGCAUCAAGUUUCUCCAUCCAGGAUGAAGAACGGCAAUCCAAUCGUGCGGAUCACGGUACCAAGCAAGAAAGCGACAGAGGAAGAUGCCCGAUGGAGAGAGCUUGAACGCCGCUGGAAAGCGAUCAAGACAUCCAACGGCAUGUCCAACGUCGUUCCCUGGCCCGGCCAAAUGACAAUGAUAGCUGCCCAGCGUCACCAGCGCGCGCUCGCAAACGCCAGUCGACAGGGUCCAUUCUCGCCGCCGUCUGCUGCCCAGAAGCGUCUACCGGCCCCGGCCCUCAACGCUCCCGUCAACCGCCCAGCAGACGCGCAGUACGACCCCGUCUUCGGCGUCCCCUUCCGCAACCCCGACCUCGACGACAAGCCCGUCGUCUGGGAUCCGGCGCGCUUCAAGCGGACCUACGGACCCGAGCCCGACAAGUACAACUGGACCUGGUCUACCUGGGACGGUCCCUCGGAGUCCUCGGAGGAAUGCGAUUCGUCGGCUCGACCCUUGCGAGACGUUCAGUCUGACAUCAGUGCUCCCCUGUUCGCUGGAGAACCUGACAGCAGUCUGGACACCGAAGUGCUGCAGCGGUUCGAGGAGGCCAUGGGCGAUGCCUUUCGCGAGGUCAUGUCCGGGCUUGCCCAGCCAACCCCUGAACAGCUCAACCUACAGUCGGUUCCGACCGACCCAGCACUUCGGCGCGAGUCUUCGUCGAGCUUGGUUUCGACUAUCAUAAUGACACUGUCUACGUCAUCCGAUGCGUCGGUGCGUAUCACGAUGUCGGGAUCGAGCUCGAGCUCGAGGUCGCCCGUCAAUGACAACGAGCAGCCGUCAUCACCAGAACCAAGCGCCAUGAUGGACAGGAUACCAGCGCGCGACUUGAGAGAGGAGCCCAAUAACGCAGAUUCCUGCACAGACAGCAGAGCUGUCGUCCCAAACGGAGAGGCUGACGAGGCCGACAUUGUCAAGCCCUCGGUACCUCCGCCGCCCCCGCCUCCGCCCGUUCCGACAGCUUCCCCUGAUGAGUCCUCUCCUCCAAAGCGUCGCGUUGUGCACAUUCGACCACAUCAAUAUGGCUUGCCGAAACAGCCCGCUCCUGCGGCUAGCCAAGAUGUCUAA
Molecule: messenger RNA, 1944 nt
Organism: Anthostomella pinea
Lineage: Eukaryota; Fungi; Ascomycota; Sordariomycetes; Xylariales; Xylariaceae
Source: the annotation of a GenBank genome assembly